AUGAAUUUGGGUACUUUGGAGACAGAGGAUAAAAGUGUAAGAGUAGUUGUACUUAUUGUAGACAGGAAUGAAAAUUAGGCCGAUUACUCAAGACCAAUAGAGAAACAGUUUGCAAUAGAAGAGAUAGAAGAUGAUUCCUUAGGCAAUUUUAUAUGACAGGGAAUCUUUGUAUGAAGAAGUUAUAAAUGCAAAAUAAAUCAAUAACAAUCUGUAAAGAGAGAACCAAGCUCUACACACUAAAAUCAAAAUGAUGGACGUAAAAUUGAUUAAGACUUCUAGGAAGAAUUGCAAAGAAUGGUUAGAGCUACUCCCAUAAGUGAGCAAGUCAUUAACCCAAUGGAAUCGUUUUAUUAGGAUAGCAAGCCCACGAAGUAGCAUCUAAUAAUGGAUCUGAAGAAGUAACUGAGGAGAUUGCAAGAGGAGUCAAUCAAAAAGGAUCAAUAAAUACAAUUUCUACAGAAGAGCACUAAAGCCAUGAAAAUAAAGGAACUAGAAAUCGAACUGUUGUCGUAUCAGUAGGAAGCGCAAAGAUUGAAAGCCUUGAUUGGAAUGAAAUUCAAUGAUUCUGACGAUGAUCUCCUUAGAUUGAGGGCUGAUUACAAGUUAUUGGAGGAUGAAUUGAAAUAAUUAAAGGUCAAAUGCAAAGAAUUUGAGUCGAAAGCUACCAUGUAUUAUAAUGAAAAACUUAAAAAGGAUAAGUUGAAUCAAUAUUUAAAGAAUCAAAUUGAAAAUUUAAAAUUUAAAGAUCCAGAAUAUAAGAAACAAAACAAAAUUACUGAAAAUGAAUAGCAAUUGAAAUCUGACAUUGAGUACUAAUCAUAACUAUAUUGCUAGUUAGAAGUAAGUUUAAAUAGACACAUUGAUAAGUAGUUUGAAAGCCAAAGAUGCUCAAUAUGCAGAGCUGGAUAAGAGAAUGAAAGAGUUGGAGAGAGAACAAUAAUAAAUCAUAGAUUAAUUAGAGAGAGAAAGAUAAUAAUUGCGUGAGUAAUGCAAUUCCCUAAAGGAAGAAGUUUCAAUGUAAUCAGGAAGAAGGUAUAAAUGAAUUUGAUAUCUACUAGGAGGACUGUUUAAAAUAACAGUUUUUUGGAAAAUAAACUUGAAAUUCUUCCUGAAGGUCCAGAAAUAAUUGAUUAAAAGAAGAAACUAUUGCCUUGUGUAACAAAGGAUGAUGUUAAUUUGAUAUGCAAAUAGAUCAAGUUCAAAUUAAAGGCUAUGAAAGUUCCCUUUGAGAAGAUAGAUAAUGUAUUGCUAUUAUGUUGAGUUGAUUAGUUUAUUCAUGGGGAUGUUCACUCUGUAAUUAGAAUAGAGGAAUUGAACGAGAUGUUAUAAGAUGAGCCAUUUUUGUUGAAUGAAGUGGAUAGUCUUAAGGUUGCUAGGUACUUAAUUGAGGACAAUGACGAUCGAUUUGUUGAGUUUAGUUUAUUGACUGAAGGUCUAAUAGCAAGGGCCAAGAGUAUUCUGAAAAAUUUAAUUGGCAAAUACACUCUUUUGGAAGUAAAUUAAUUGAUGAGUUGAAUUUUAGAAAAAUGAAGAAGAUCAACUAUUUUUGGAGAUCGCAAUAGUGCUAUCAAAGUAUAGAAAUUCUUUGGAGGAUUUCAUUUUGAGAUCAAAAAAGAAAUAAGAGUUGUGUACAAUUGAAGAUCUUGAGGAGGCUCUUAAAUUUGUUGAAUAAACAUUUAAUUCUACUUAAUAUGAGUUUUUGUUAUUGAAGAAUUACGAACUUACACAGGAAUUAAUUAACAUCAAUUACAAAAAGAUAUUUGAGUUAUUUUACGUUGGUACAUCGCUUAUCAUAUUUUAUAAUAGAUCCAUCCAUUCAAUAAAAAACCAAAAGUGAAAGCGAUUUGCCCAAAGAAUAAGGAAAGAAGUAAUCAAAUGGGGAUGUGUUGUAGAAUAAAGAUGCCUAAUAGGAACUGAUCUAAUAAUAAUAGAGAAAAUAAAAGGAGGAAGAAGAAUAGAGAAGAUUAUGGUAAUUGUAGUAGGAGCAGGAGAGGUAGAGACAAUAAGAAUUGGAGAAGGAGGAGGAAGAACAAAGAAGGUUGGAAUAAUAGUGGAAGGAGGAGGAAGAGGAGAGAAAGAGGCAAGAGGAGGAGCAGAGGAUCAAGUAGGAGAACGAGGCUAAGAGGUAAAAGUAAUUAGAGGAGAUGAAGAAGCAAGAGGAAUAGGAGAAUCACAGAAGACAGUAAGAGUAGCAAAGACAGUAAGAAUUAUUGAGGAAAUAGAAGGAGGAAGAGGAGAGAUAAAGAAAAUUGAAGGAAGAGGAGGAGGAGAGAAGAUUGUAAGAGGAGUAGUUGGAGAAAUAGAAAUUGGAGGAGGAGUAAAAUAGAUUAGAGCAGGAAUAUGAAUAGCAGGCAGAGUAUGAAUAGAAUGAAUAGGAGGAUAAUGCUGAGGAAUAUAAUGAUCAAUAGUUUGAGUAAUAGCAAUCUGAACAAUAAAACAGUGUGCCUUAGAAUAAGAGUCAGAAAGAUUAUGAGGAUGAGGAUUUUGAAUAAUGA
Molecule: messenger RNA, 2495 nt
Organism: Paramecium octaurelia
Lineage: Eukaryota; Ciliophora; Oligohymenophorea; Peniculida; Parameciidae
Source: the annotation of a GenBank genome assembly